AUGCAGCUAGCGGGAUUGGUGUCGGUGGUCCCCGUUGCAGCGGCGUCGACACGGCACGUCCAAGCCGUGGCGCCAGAGGCUCUGCGCGUGCGAGUGCUGCGUCAGUUGCGCCAGGCCGUUCAGGAGACGGAUCCUGCGGCUGACGAGGUUGAUACCAGCUCGGCCGACGCCGUGGAGGCGCCAGCACCGGACGCGAGUUGCCCCGACAGCGUCAUGGCGCAGGUGAAGGGCAUCAUGACCCGAUUGACAGAAAUCGGCGGCUACGACGUGGAGCACCCGGACGCGCUGACCCAAGCCAAGCUGCGCAAGGAGUAUCGAGCGCUCGAGCAGCAGCUGGACGCGUGCCUUUCGUCGGAAGACUACGCCCACGAGCUGAAGCGCGAGGAGCUGGCCUGGGAGGAGAAGAACGCGGCCGCCAACGAGCAGGCUCUCCGGGAUGUGCGUCGGUGCUUGCCAGUGCUGGUUCGGUCCACGUCCGAGGCCGUGCUCAAGUCCACCAAGUCGCCGACGGGCAGGCCGCUGCCUCCGGCCAUGGCCCGCCGCUUCAAGCGCACGACGGUGCUGGGGCUGCUGCGAGCUAGCCCCGCCAGUACUGCGCAGAUGCACCCCAGCGCCAUCGUGCACCUCAACUACAUCGGCCUCAACCUGACGGAGCGCAGAGCACUCCACGCGCACCUGCGCCAGACAGCGCAGCUUUGGGAGGCGAGUCCACGAAAUGCACUGACCCAGCAGAAGAUCGACUGGUACAGCGGUCUCGUGUACGAGUUGAAGCGAGCUAUCACCAGCUACGACAAGCACAUGGAGCGGAACGGCGUGCCGGGCAGUCAGACGGGCACCGGAGACCUCUACGAGGAAGACCUUGGAUGGCCUGAAGGAGAGGUGUACGCGGAUGCAGUUAGCGCUGUGAAGUGCGGAUUACCCGUCGACGAGACCGCGCUCCACGCUAGCACCUAG
This is a messenger RNA of Phytophthora sojae, 954 nucleotides long. RefSeq lists its product as hypothetical. The transcript has a single exon. The record is from RefSeq and is a predicted model, not a curated record. Lineage: Eukaryota; Oomycota; Peronosporomycetes; Peronosporales; Peronosporaceae. Bases 1 to 954 code for a protein of 317 amino acids.